AUGACGACAGAACGUAACAUAGACUGGAAAACAUGCAUUGCCAUGGGAUCUGUUGCCACUACAAUGUUUACAUUGUAUAAACUAUAUAAACAACAGAAUACCCAGACUCCUAAAGCUGUGUCUGGUGUGGAACAACUGAUAGGGAACACUCCACUGGUUGAAAUUCCAUCUCUAUCAAACCAUACAAAUAGUAAAAUCUAUGCAAAGUUAGAAUUAGCUAAUCCUGCAGGGUCUGCCAAGGAUCGUGUGGCAUUGAAUAUUAUAUUGACAGCAGAGAAACAGGGACUCUUGAUACGAGGUGAGCCCGGGUGGGUCUUUGAAGGUACGAGUGGCUCUACAGGGAUCUCUAUUGCCAUGAUUUGUAACGCAUUAGGUUAUAGAGCACAUAUAUCAUUACCUGAUGAUACAUCAUUAGAGAAAAUGGCAUUGCUAGAGAGUCUUGGCGCCGUUGUGAAUCCAGUGAAGCCUGCUAGUAUUGUUGAUCCUGAUCAAUAUGUGAAUGCUGCAAAGAAAGCAUGUAAUGAGAUGAUAACGAAAAAUGGAGUGAAAGCAGUCUUCGCAGAUCAAUUUGAAAAUGAAGCUAAUUGGCGUGUUCAUUUCGAGACAACAGGCCCCGAAAUCUAUCAGCAAAUGGAUGGUCACAUUGAUGGGUUUAUUGCUGGGUGUGGUACAGGUGGUACAAUCACAGGUGUGGCUCGUUAUUUAAAGGAGAAACGUGGUCUUACACAGUUACAUGUAGUGUUAGGAGACCCCCAGGGAUCUGGAUUCUAUCAUCGGAUCAACCAUGGCGUAAUGUACGAUACUGUGGAGAAAGAAGGUACACGUCGUAGACAUCAAGUAGACACAAUCGUGGAAGGUGUGGGCUUGAAUCGUAUCACUGCAAAUUUCUCCCAUGGUGAGACACGAAUCGAUGAAGCUGUCAGAGUCAGUGAUGAUCAAGCUAUCAAGAUGGCGAAAUAUUUGUCUGUGAACGAUGGGUUGUUUGUUGGUAGUAGUACUGCGAUCAAUGCCGUGGUGGCCGUUAAGGUUGCUGAACAAUUACAAGCUCAAGGGUUAACGUGUCCUAGGAUUGUAAUCAUUGCAUGUGACAGUGGAUCUCGCCAUUUAUCGAAGUUCUGGAAAGUCGCUAAGGAUAUCGAUCGAGACAUCUCACUUGAUGAAGUCAUGCAGGAUUAA
Molecule: messenger RNA, 1176 nt
Organism: Maudiozyma barnettii
Lineage: Eukaryota; Fungi; Ascomycota; Saccharomycetes; Saccharomycetales; Saccharomycetaceae
Gene: MCY1
Product: putative cysteine synthase
Exons: 1
Coding region: 1-1176 (391 amino acids)
Cellular component (GO): cytoplasm
Molecular function (GO): cysteine synthase activity
Source: RefSeq, a predicted model, not a curated record